This is a messenger RNA of Fraxinus pennsylvanica, 1377 nucleotides long. The record is from the annotation of a GenBank genome assembly. Lineage: Eukaryota; Viridiplantae; Streptophyta; Magnoliopsida; Lamiales; Oleaceae.
AUGUCUAAAUACUUCAGCUUAACUGCAUCAAUAAGCAGGCGCCUCAAAUCCGGCUUUACCAAUUUGGUCCUCCGAUCGACUGUCACUGACCUAGGUGAUGGUACUGUAAUGCACUGCUGGGUGCACAAGCUCCCAAAACCGAAACCGUUUUUCUCCUACUUGACCAUUACCAGCUCAACGCCUCUCCGAUAUUCCGCCUCCAUCUCUCCGAUAGUCUAUCGCCGGCAGAUUCAGAAACUGCUACUGUCCGCUUCUACCAGGGAUCAAAUGAAGAGAGAGCAACUGUGGCAUGUAGAGAAUAGUGAAGUUUCAGAUGUUGAGACUGAAUUGUUCAUUGGACCUCCAGAAACCAGAAAUCAAUGUACUAUUGCAAGAAUUGCGUUUCGUAGGAUCAAAUCGAGUAUGCAUGUCGACGGUCUAAGACAACUGGGGGAGGCUGAGAGCCGCCGUCAUCCGCUGGGAGGAGCUUUGGCAACUCUUUCAUGCCCCCUCCAGAAAUUCAAGUAUAAGCUCCAUAGCAUCGGAUUUCGUCCUGCAUUUGAUCUUGAAGAUUUGUUGGAGGCUUCUUGGGAAUUCAUUGGAGACGAGGGGCUUUCAUUCAGUACUACGUUCGCAGCUACACUUAGCAAUGGAACUACAAUUGCGUUAAAGAAACUGAAGAUAGGGAGAGUUGCAAACGAGGUGUUCGAUGAAAGGAUGGCGAUUGUCAGAAGUAUCGAUAAUGAAAAUGUAGCUUCACUAUGGGGUUACUUCUUUGUUGAGGAUGGUGUGUGGUGGCUGCACGAUUACUUCAGUCAAGGGAGUGUAUCUGCAAUGUUACACGGGAAAAGAGGCGGUAAUCGGGUUCAUUUAGACUGGGAAACACGGAUUAGAAUUGCGGUUGGUGCAGCAAGGGGUCUUGCUUAUAUUCACACACAAUGUGGUGGAAAGCUUGUCCAUGGAAAUAUAAAAGCAUCGAACAUUUUCCUUAACUCGCAACAAUAUGGCUGUGUGGCUGAUUAUGACUUGGAAAGCCUGAUAAAUCCAGGUGCCAAACCACUUAAUCGAAAUUCCGGGUACCGUGCCCCAGAAGUUUACGGCAAUAAGCCGUCCCAGGCAUCUGAUGUGUACAGCUUUGGCAUCCUGCUGAACUUCUUACAGGAAGGUCCCCAAAGCACGAGUCGUGCACAUAAAAGCUUUGGCGAUUGGGCGCAUCUUCAUGCUCAAGACGGAUUGAGUUUUCUGGUCUACGACGUACAACUUCUAAGAAAUCCCAUUGUAAAACAAGCAAUGUGGAACAUGUUUGAAAUUGCAAUGCCUUGUCUAGCAAAGAAACCAGAAAACAGACCAAAGGUGUCUGAUGUUGUGGAGAUACUGGAGCUUAUAUUAGUGCCGUAA